Molecule: messenger RNA, 1775 nt
Organism: Leptosomus discolor (cuckoo roller)
Lineage: Eukaryota; Metazoa; Chordata; Aves; Leptosomiformes; Leptosomidae
Source: RefSeq, a predicted model, not a curated record
ACAUUGGAGAAGAAGCUGGGAGAUCUGUAGGAGUCCAGCAGCCAGCUUUACUGAGAGACAGGAGCCUUGGUUCUGCCAUGAAAGACUGCCCAUAUUGUGGAAAAACUUUCAGAACAUCACAUCACUUAAAGGUCCACUUGAGAAUACAUACAGGUGAGAAGCCUUACAAGUGUCCGCAUUGUGAUUAUGCUGGUACUCAGUCUGCAUCCCUCAAAUACCACUUGGAACGGCACCAUCGGGAGCGACAGAAUGGAGCAGGAUCACUCUCUGGGCAGACUGCAAGUCAAGAACACAAAGAUGAGACAUCAAGUAAAAGUUCUGUGUUUAUUAGACCAGACAUAUUGAGAGGAGCCUUCAAGGGGCUUCCUGGUAUCGAUUUCCGAAGUGGCAUGGUCUCGCAGCAGUGGACAUCAGGAAUGCUGUCUUCUGGAGAUCAGCAAGGGCAAGCAGCUGGCAUGUCAUCUGAAGUAUCUUCAGAAAAUAUGAAGGGUUCAGACAUAUCUUCCAAAGGAACACACUACUCUGAACUUGGCCGUGCUUACCAGAACAUCGUUGGGAACGGUGUGAACUUUCAAGGGUCUUUGCAAGCUUUCAUGGACAGCUUUGUCCUAAGUUCUUUGAAGAAAGAAAAAGAAAUGAAGGAUAAAGCUCUCUCAGAUCCACUUUCAGCAAAAGGUCUAGGCUCAGAUGGUGGCGAGGAAAAGAUAAAUAACAAGUCCUCACAACGAAAACCAGAAAAGUCACAAUACGAACCUCUUGACUUAUCUGUAAGGCCAGAUGCAGCCUCACUCCCAGGUUCAUCUGUUACUGUGCAAGACAAUAUUGCUUGGCAUGGCUGCUUAUUUUGUUCCUUUACAACUUCUUCUAUGGAACUAAUGGCUCUGCACCUCCAGGCCAAUCACCUGGGCAAGGCUAAACGUAAAGACAACAUCAUAGGCAACAACAAAGACCAAUCUAGAGAAGUUUCAGCCUCUGUCAAUAAAGUGAGUUUGCUCCCCUCUUCUGUGCAGUCCAGCAAGGAGGCAGUAGUUUCAAACAUGCUGAGCCAGCUGGACUCAGCUUCUGAGAAAUUGACCCAAGGACAAAAUAAAGAGACCCUGGGAGAGCAAAAGAGCACUGCCUGGCCCAGCCACAUGGAAUCCACUUUUUGUAAUUUUACAACAGACUUCUAUAAGCAGUUUGGUGUUUAUCCUGGUGUUAUUGGCACAGGAACACAAAAUUCUUGCACCAGUAAUGAAUCUGAAAUAAAAACACAAUCCGAAGAUGACCCAAAUAUUCUGCUCUCUGACUCUGUAAAUAAAAGCGCUACUGAUGACCUUUCUGACAUAGCUUCAUCUGAGGAUAUGGAAUCUUCCAAGGAAGAAAACAUUGAAGAUGAGGACAUUGACACAGAACCAGAUAUAAUGAAUAAGCAGUUGUCUGCCCUAAAUAAAGAAAUCAGUGAAGGAGGCGACAAUAUACAAAGUGCAGUCACCUCACAACCAACACAAGGGCUCGUAUCACCACUGCCACAAGCAUCAGAAAAGCAGUGGCACAGUCAGAAUCUUCUAUCCUCCCAUGAAACUGCACAAGGAGUGAUGAAACCUGAACAAGUUCAGGGUCCGCAGGUCCUGGAGAAGCAGAUGAACAUGUUGUCAGUCCUAAGAGCUUACAGCUCUGAUGGCUUAGCAGCCUUUAAUGGACUUGCAAGUAGCACAGCAACUAGUGGAUGUAUCAAGAGACCUGACUUGUGUGUUUCUAAGACAUGCCUUUCCUUGCUGCUUGGCAGCCAGUAG